Messenger RNA from Punica granatum (pomegranate), 1212 nucleotides. NCBI's taxonomy places the organism in Eukaryota, Viridiplantae, Streptophyta, Magnoliopsida, Myrtales, Lythraceae. The record is from RefSeq and is a predicted model, not a curated record.
CUCACACACUCUCUCUCUGAAAUCCAUAGUUCCAAAAUCAGACUGGAGUGGACGACGACGAUGACAUCGAAGCGAGAGUGGUCACUGGGAGAAUUCGAGAUCGGGAAGCCUCUGGGCAGAGGGAAGUUCGGUCGGGUCUACCUCGCCCGAGAAGUCAAGAGCAAAUUCAUUGUGGCGCUGAAGUUGAUAUACAAGGCACAGAUAGAGAAGUAUCAGCUUCAUCAUCAGUUGAGGAGAGAAAUGGAGAUUCAGACGAGUCUUAGGCACCCGAACAUUCUACGCCUCUAUGGUUGGUUUCAUGAUAAUGACCGGGUUUUCUUGAUACUUGAGUAUGCUCAUGGCGGCGAGCUGUACAAGAAGUUGAAGAAACAGGGUUAUCUGACUGAGAAUCAGGCUGCUACUUACAUUGCCAGUCUUGCUCAAGCCUUGGCUUACUGUCACGAGAAGCAUGUUAUCCAUCGGGACAUUAAGCCGGAAAACUUGCUGCUUGAUCAUGAGGGUCGACUAAAGAUAGCAGAUUUUGGGUGGUCUGUGCAAUCAAGAAGCAAACGGCACACCAUGUGUGGAACUUUGGACUAUUUGGCACCAGAAAUGGUGGAGCAUAAAGCUCACGAUUACGCAGUCGAUAACUGGACUUUGGGCGUCCUUUGCUACGAGUUCCUCUAUGGUGUUCCUCCAUUCGAGGCUGAAAGCCAGAGCGAUACUUUUAGAAGGAUUAUGAAGGUUGAUCUCAACUUCCCUCCGGUUCCUCAAGUUUCUUCUGAAGCAAAAGAUCUUAUUUGCCAGCUUUUAGUCAGGGACCCAUCGAAGAGGCUCUCUCUUCAGAAGAUAAUGGACCACCCCUGGAUUAUCGAGAAUGCAAAUCCAAAGGGUAUCUGUAGUUAGCAUCAUUCUCCAGCUCCCGAACCAAGUGACUAGGCCAUUCAGUACUGAUAUCCAGAUUGACGAGAGGACUAUCUGCAGUAACGGUCUCAAGCUUGCACAUUAUCCCUCAUAUAGGAUGCCGACUUUCUAAACCUCGUGGACCGGAGCAUUCAUCAUGCAUAUGCAAGAUUGAUCCGAAGCAAUGUUUAUAUUUCUGAUUGCCUGGAAGCAUUUCGCUUCAUGUUUGUCUCAUGUAGCUUUUCGAUCAAAGAAUGAGUGCAAAAGCUUUGGGUUACUCGUCGUUACCGUUGUUCGUGACUUCAUAAUUUGUGAUAUUUGUUAUGAUCU